Scomber japonicus (chub mackerel) is the source of this 987-nucleotide messenger RNA. It is a transcript of the gene spdya, whose product is annotated as speedy/RINGO cell cycle regulator family member A. Gene Ontology annotation, molecular function: protein kinase binding. The record is from RefSeq and is a predicted model, not a curated record. The transcript has 6 exons. Gene Ontology annotation, biological process: positive regulation of cyclin-dependent protein serine/threonine kinase activity. The coding region runs from base 1 to 987 and encodes 328 amino acids. Lineage: Eukaryota; Metazoa; Chordata; Actinopteri; Scombriformes; Scombridae.
AUGAUGAAGCAUACAUCCAGCUGGUGCCAGACCCCUCCCUCAGUGACAGUCAGGGUCAAACCCAACAGCGCUCGUUCCCUCCAGAUCAGAAGAGGUCUGCGGAUGAAAAGGGCCAACGGCCAAGAUGCACAGGGCCCGCCGCAGAAGAGCCAGUCCAGCCGGCGUAGGGGGGAGAUGCUUUACGCCAAAAUGAGCUUGCCCCCAACUAUUGUCAUUCAGCGGCAGGAAAUGGCUUCGUACUUCAGACUUUUUGCUGAUGACCUAAUCCUAGAUUUUCUGUGGAUGGACUGUUGCUGUAAAAUGACAGACAAGUAUCUCCUUGCCAUGACCUUUGUGUACUUCAAAAGAGCCCAUUUCACUCUGGCUGAAUACACCAAGAGGAAUUUUUUCAUCGCGCUGUAUCUCGCCAACACCAUGGAGGAGGACGAGGAGGAGAAUAAGUAUGAGAUAUUUCCAUGGGCGCUGGGCAAGAACUGGAGGAAGCAAUUUCCCCGCUUCCUCAAACAGCGAGACAAGCUGUGGGCUCGCAUCGAGUACAGAGCCGCUGUCAGCAGGCGUUGUUGUGAAGAGGUGAUGGCCAUUGUCCCCUCUCACUUCGUGUGGCAGCGGGAGCGGUUGGAGCACCACAGCGGCGCCCAGCGGCAGUAUGGCGACCGAGAUCAAGCCAAGAUGCCCCGCGGACCCGCCGCCUCCCCGCUCCUUUGCUCUCUCUGUAACCGCAGCGCUAGAUUAGAUCAGGGCCAGGACUUCUCUUCCUCUUCUUCCGGAGGCUCCUCUAGGCAGGACCCACACCCCGUGCCUCCACACCCAUUCACCUCCACGCUGGGUUUGGAGAAAACUCCACCCAGGGCCACUGCCUCUGCCAAGGUGACGGCGACUAAACACCAGGCGCAACAUUCCUCCUGCUGCUGUGCUGACAAGGUUCCCAGGGAUAAGUCCUUCGGAUCCCUACACGACCCCUCCAUGGACUGGAUCGGCAAGGAGUAG